Molecule: messenger RNA, 1067 nt
Organism: Glycine soja
Lineage: Eukaryota; Viridiplantae; Streptophyta; Magnoliopsida; Fabales; Fabaceae
Product: auxin-binding protein ABP19a-like
Exons: 1
Coding region: 82-723 (213 amino acids)
Cellular component (GO): cell wall
Molecular function (GO): manganese ion binding
Source: RefSeq, a predicted model, not a curated record
AUAUAUAAUAGAACUAAACCCACACCUUAGUGAUAAAUUGAAGUAUAGAUUGAACACACACAUAGAAACCCAACAACAAGAAUGAAGAAGAUGAUUCUAACCCUCUUCUUCAAUAUCAUUUUAUCUCUCCUCUCCCUCUCCCACGCCUCCGUGGUGGAUUUCUGCGUAGCAGACUACACAGGCCCCAAUGGCCCCGCAGGGUACUCAUGCAAGAGCCCAGCAAAGGUCACGGUGGACGACUUCGUCUACUCCGGCCUUGGCACCGCCGGCAACACCUCAAACAUCAUCAAAGCCGCGGUGACGCCGGCGUUCGACGCGCAAUUCCCCGGCGUCAACGGGCUUGGAAUCUCCAUUGCACGCCUAGACCUAGCAGCCGGUGGAGUCAUCCCUCUUCACACGCACCCUGGUGCCUCAGAGCUGCUGGUGGUUGUGCAGGGAACAAUCUGCACCGGCUUCGUUGCUUCGGACAACACUGUGUACCUCAAAACCCUAAAAAAGGGUGAUGUCAUGGUGUACCCUCAGGGCUUGUUGCACUUCCAGAUCAACGAUGGAGAGUCUCAGGCUUUGGCUUUUGUGAGCUUCAGCAGUGCUAACCCUGGCCUCCAGAUUCUGGACUUUUCUUUGUUCAAGAGUGAUUUCCCCACUGAGCUUAUCACGCAAACCACUUUCAUUGAUGCUGCAGUUGUCAAGAAGCUCAAGGGUGUUCUUGGAGGGUCAGGUUAAUUAAAUAUAAUUAACGCGUGUUGAUGUGUUUUUAAUUAAACGGAGUUGUUCAUUCAAAACACAAGAGUCUAGAGUGUGUUGUGUUGUGUCAUUUUUGUUAAAUUUGUUUGUUUUGGUUUUGUACUGUUUUGGAUUUAGCAGCAUGCAUGUAAUUUGUAAAAGUAUGAAGGUAUGGGUUUCUUCUUCGAUCUUUAGCAGAUUGUCUUUGUUAAACGAACCAGUGAUCUGGUUUUGGUUAUAUUGUUUCUAGUUGUUAAGUAAUUAAGUUGCUUUUACAGGCUGAUAACUACUUACUUCAGAAAUUUAUGCUACAAGAUGAAUAAAUGUGUGGUUUUUUCUGGUUC